UAGAGAUGGAUGUGUUCUUUUGCUAAAAUCAACGCAAAUUGUUUUUAUUUGCGCAGAAGUGAUUUGUGCCUAACAAUAUGUGUUCGACUUAUUGCGUGUUUCUAUUUCGAUGAAUAUAGCCAAUAGAUCGUGUAUAUUGUAUUAAACGAAUGUGAUUCAAGACUCAGUUUAAGUGCAGUUUAUGUAUUGUGGUCAUCAUGCCGGGUCUUAUAGGUAUUGGUGAAUUUAUUGACGAAACUCGAGAGGAUUACAGUUCACCAACUACAUCGACAUUUGUUUCGCGUAUGCCACAAUGUCGACAGACAAUAAACGCUUUGGAAGAGACUCUGGAUUUCGACCGCGAUGGCCUAACGAAACUCAAGAAGGCGAUAAAGGCUAUUCAUAAUUCAGGAAAUGCACACGUGGAUAAUGAAAUGUACCUGUCGCGGGCGCUGGAACGGCUGGGGGAGAACGCGCUCAGCAAAUACUCGGAGCCCGAUAUUGGCGCGGCUUUCUUCAAAUUUGCCGUCGUCACCAAGGAACUAUCUGCGCUCAUGAAGACAUUGAUGCAAAAUAUAAACAACAUUGUGAUGUUUCCCGUGGACAGUCUUUUAAAGGGUGAUUUGCGGGGAGUUAAAGGCGAUCUCAAGAGGCCUUUUGAUAAAGCGUCGAAAGACUACGACUCGAAGUACCUGAAAAUCGAGAAAGAGAAGAAAUCACAAGCGAAGGAAGCUGGUCUCAUCCGGAGUGAAGUAACUUCAGCGGAAAUAGCCGAUGAAAUGGAAAAGGAACGAAGAUUGUUUCAGUUGCAAAUGUGUGAGUACCUGAUAAAGUUCAAUGAAAUAAAAACAAAGAAGGGAAUCGAACUUCUGCAGCACCUGGUGGAGUACUAUCACGCACAAACAAAUUACUUUCAAGAUGGCUUAAAGACUAUCGAGCACUUCGGUGUUUACGUUGCGGAUCUGAGCGUACAGUUGCAGAAAAUAAGGCAACAACAAGACGACGAGCGACGGCGGCUGUUAGAACUGAGAAAUAUGUUACGAGCAGCGACGCCGCAGGACAGAGAGGCCGCAGCGGCGGUCGGCGGAUAUUCGCUUCACCAAUUACAAGGUGACAAGCAGCACGGUGUGACUCGAAGUGGGUAUCUCCUGAAGAAAUCAGAAGGCAAAGUACGCAGGGUCUGGCAGAAGAGAAGAUGUAGAGUUACCGCGGAAGGUUUUUUGGACAUCUUCCAUGCGGACGAGAACAAAACUCCGGCCCGGGUGAACUUGUUGACGUGCCAGAUUAAAGUAGCCGCCGAGGAUAAGAGAGCAUUUGAUCUAGUCUCGUACAAUCGAACAUACCAUUUUCAAGCUGAAGAUGAGAACGAACAGAGGGCGUGGACGUCAGUUCUCGUCAAUUGUAAAGAAGGCGCGUUGAUGAGGGCGUUCCAUCAGCAAGCCGGGGAAAGCAACGAUAACGGUCAUUCAUUGAUGGACUUGCAGCGUUCCAUAAUACGAGCGGUGCGGUCGUUGCCUGGGAACCAAGUGUGCGCCGACUGUAGUUCAACUAAUGAUCCCACCUGGCUGUCAACAAAUUUCGGUGUGAUCGUUUGUAUAGAAUGUUCUGGAAGUCAUAGGGAAUUGGGUGUUCAUAUAUCAAGAAUACAAUCAUUAACGUUGGAUAGGUUGAGCACGUCUCAGCUUCUACUGGCGAGGCAUAUGGGAAACCAGCUGUUCAAUGAAGUCAUGGAAAAUACUCUGGACGAGAGAGACAAGUUGACGCCUGAGAGUACCAUGGAGGAACGAUUAAGGUUUAUACGAGAGAAGUACGUAUAUAGAACGUGGGCGGCGCGAACUUGUAGGGAUGCAGCUGAACGGCUCUCGGAAGUUGAGCACGCAGUUAACAACGGUCACCUGCAGAACUUGUUGCAAGCGUACGCAGAGGGUGCGGAUUUUGGUUCGGCCUUACCUAGUUCGGAUUGUGGCGAGACAGCUCUUCAUCUAGCAAUAUCGCGUGAACUCGGUGACGGUUCAUGUUUGCACAUAGUCGAUUUUCUAGUCCAAAACGGUGGCUCUCAAGUCCUAGACAAGGCGACGUUGUCUGGUAUGACGGCCCUACAUCUGUGUGCGGCGAUCGAUAGGACGGAACCGAUGAAACUAUUGCUCAAGGCCGGCGCUGACUCGACGCUGAAGGAUGCCAACGGGAGGACCGCGUUACAGAUUGCCAGGCAACUGGGACAUCAUGCGUGUCAGGAAUUGCUCGAAAGUGUGGAUAAGAGGGAGAAGAGCAUAUAUGAAAAUAUAAAUAUCGAUUGGAAUCUAUCGCACGACGACGGUUCGACGGAUUUCUCUGACGACGACACGGUUAUCGACGAAAGGUUCCUUAAUUUUCAGCAAAACGGUAGCGUGACGCCAGAGAAGAAGUGUCCGAGGUCUCGGCCUCCGUCAUACGCGGGUACGUGCGGGGGGAGUGGGGUUGGUGGUGGUGGUGGUGGUGGUGAUUCCCCAGUGCUUCGCUCCAGGUCUUCCACGUGUGAUUCGUUGCAUCAUGCUCCACCCACGCCGACGACGUUGCCGAGGAAGCCAAAUGUUUACAACAUCGGCAGCCUGAAGAAGCGCGCGGCGCCGCUGCCGCCCGCCGCGCACGCGCGCUCCACGCCCUCGCCCUCCGCCGACGCCGCGCGCUCGCUGCACGGCGUACCGGUGGGCGCGGUGAAGCACCGGCCGCAGCAGCCGCCGCCCACGCCGCCGCCCGCCGCGCUGCACAACGGCGCGCACCGCGACGAGCCCACGCCGCCCCCGCGGAAGAAGAAAAAUAGAUUGCACCUGGAAAAUGCUGUAAAAGGAAAACUGAAAAGGGAAUGUUCUAGUCAAGAUUCGUCUUUAGAGCUGUGUGAUAUAUCGGACGCUCUAGACGACAGUCGCUUGCAGUCUGCGUUGUCGUGCGACAGUUCAAGGUCAAGGGAACGUACAAGACGCAGCGACAGUCGGUCGCUCGACGUCUCCGACACUUCGAGCGUACACUCAAGAUCUCCUUCGACAUCUAUUACUAUGAUGGGUGGUGGAAUGAGGCGGUGUCGAGCGCUGUACGAUUGUUCUGCAGACAACGAAGACGAGCUCUCGUUCCGGGAGGGAGAAGUGAUCGUGGUCAUCAACGAACGCACUGAGGACGACAACUGGAUGGAGGGUCAAGUAGAGGGAACUAGUCGACGUGGCAUGUUCCCCGUCUCUUUCGUACACAUGUUACCCGACUAACCAGAAAGAGGCGGAUAUAUGAUCGCUUAGUUGAUAUCUUAUAUCGUAGUCAGUAACGACGUGUUCAUAACAACUACCUUGGUGACAAGCUAUAUGUAUAGUUAUCACUUUAUAGGAAAGUCUUGACUAUUACGAAAAAAAAAAAACUUGCAAAAUUUGAAUAGAGUUCUGAUAAAACAUUAAUAUUUCAAUAGUCUUUUAGUAUACAGUCUUUUAAAAGAGUUAUAGAUGAGUGAACGUAUUGGAUAGCUUAUUAUAAUUCAUAUCGUUUUUUGAAAAAGAUAAUCUUACAGAUAAUAAUGUUAGUUGAUAGAACAAGUGGAUUCGGCCAUAGCUAAGUGAGACAAAUAAAUAAAAAAAAUAAAAUAAAUAACCAAUGCAAUAUAUUUGGCCUAAAGCUUCAGCGUUCAUUUGGAGAGCUAUGAGCUUAUUUACUCUAGCAUUUUAUAUUCAGUAUAUGAAUAUCGACAUCUGUUUAAAUAAUGCACACAGUUUGGUUGUUAUAUAAUGCAAGACGCUUCUCUGGUACACAGGGCCUCGAUGUAUUUAUUACUCUAAUGUAAUAACAUCUGCACAAACAUUGUUUUUAUACAAGAAUUUUAAUACUUCGUACAUUUUUAAUGUGACAUUUUGGAAUAUUUUAUUCAUCUAUUUACACGAUUUUAACAAUUUUUUCAUAGUAAUUUUAGUAAACAUUUCAAGCGCUCAUAUAUGCUACAAAUUUAGAUUAUCAUUAAAAUAACUGCUUUAGUAUUAUUGUCAUCGACUUGUAACACCAAUAUACAUAAAUAAGUUUUGCCACAAGCAACUCCGUCCUGAUACGGAUAUUAAUUUCAAUACAUAAUUAAAGUAACUUUUUUUUUUUUUUUAAUUACGUUUGUAACGAUUGUAACAUACAAACUAAUUAAUUUAAUAAAAUCACUUAAUGUCAUUGAUUAUUUGUAAUUGCUCAAAUUAAAUAGCAAUUGCUAUUUUAAAUAGAGGAGAAAUUUGUCAAAAUAUGUAUAAAAUAUUUUAUUUUAAAAUUUCGCGUAGAAAGUCUGUUUUAUAUAUAUGUCUAAAGACUUUGUACAGCUCAUAUAGUGAUUUGCCAAAAAAUAUAUGAUAAAUGUGAUCUUGUAGUUGGAAUUAUAUAUAUAUAUAUAUUCAACGACAAACUUUGGACCAGUGACCGUUCGUUGUGUAGUUGUUCUCGUAGUUAUUGUCUUAGAUUGUUGGUACAUGUUGCCUAGAGAUUGUGUUCUUUAUGAUACUGUAGGCUGCUUCAUACAAGGGUAAAAUAUAACACACUAAAAUUUACAUAAAAAAAAACAAAACACAUGAUUACUGCUUUUUUCUACCAGCAAUUUUCAAUUGUAACAAAGGAGUUUCAAUUUUUUUUAAAAAUGUUACAGUAUUGACGUAGCGUACAGUAUCCAUUAAGACACUAACUUUUGAAUCUUGUUAUAAAUGUUAAAUUUUAUCAAUUCACAGAGAAUUAAAUAUGGGGCGAUAUUAAUUCACGCAAGUUUCAUAGUUGUAAAAAAAAUUAGCAUCGCUAUUAAUAAUAACUUACAUGAAAAUAAUAUAUAUUAUUGUGAUACAUUUUUCAGCGUACCACACAUUCCCUUGUAAUUAAUAAUUUAGUACUUUUUUGUAUAUUAAGUUGGAAUCCUAUUGUAUUCAUAGCAGUAAGAUACAUGUAUUUGUAUAGUUACCUUCAUGAACGCACGCGUUGCCAUAUAACUAGUAUUAUAACAUUUAAACGAUGCGAUUUAUUUUAUUUAUAAAAACAUCCCUUUGGUUUUUUUUUUAUAUUCCGUAG
Vanessa atalanta (red admiral) is the source of this 5019-nucleotide messenger RNA. It is a transcript of the gene Asap, whose product is annotated as arfGAP with SH3 domain, ANK repeat and PH domain-containing protein. The transcript is spliced from 17 exons. Lineage: Eukaryota; Metazoa; Arthropoda; Insecta; Lepidoptera; Nymphalidae. Bases 198 to 3215 code for a protein of 1005 amino acids. The record is from RefSeq and is a predicted model, not a curated record. Gene Ontology annotation, cellular component: cytoplasm. Gene Ontology annotation, molecular function: GTPase activator activity; protein binding; sequence-specific DNA binding. Gene Ontology annotation, biological process: regulation of DNA-templated transcription; positive regulation of GTPase activity.